Acanthaster planci (crown-of-thorns starfish) is the source of this 4969-nucleotide messenger RNA. RefSeq names its product sodium/potassium-transporting ATPase subunit beta-1-like. The record is from RefSeq and is a predicted model, not a curated record. NCBI's taxonomy places the organism in Eukaryota, Metazoa, Echinodermata, Asteroidea, Valvatida, Acanthasteridae. Gene Ontology annotation, cellular component: sodium:potassium-exchanging ATPase complex. Gene Ontology annotation, biological process: intracellular potassium ion homeostasis; intracellular sodium ion homeostasis; potassium ion import across plasma membrane. Gene Ontology annotation, molecular function: ATPase activator activity.
AUAGGCUCAAAUCGAUCGUUCUUUUCGUUUGGUUGGACUCGACUGCGUGAACUAACAACAUCAUGGGUGGCGAAGAUAAGCCAACUUUCAGGCAAAAAGUCCGCACAAAUUGGGCGGCCUUUCGCAUAUUCCUGUGGAAUUCGGAAAAGAGGGAGUUCCUUGGCAGAAAUGCGAAGAGUUGGGGUCAGAUUGGAAUUUUCUACCUGAUCCUCUACAUCUGCUUAGCCGGUUUCUGGGCCCUCAUGCUCUUCAUCUUUAUGCAGACAGUCAGCCCGGACCACCCCACCUAUAACUCGUACGUCAAUGUGCCGGGUGUAACGCUAAGACCCAAGUUCUAUAAGGGCGAUGUGGUGUUCAACCCCGAAGUGCCAGAGAGCUACAAAGACGAAAUAGAGGAUCUAAAGAAAAUCUGGAAUUCCUUGGCUCCUGAAAAUCAGACUGAUGAGGUCUACGUGGACUGCCUCAACGAUACUGCGCCCGACGGCAAGUUCUGUCGGUUUGACCGGGAGGUCCUCGGCCCCUGUCGACCCCCCAUGUUUGGCUGGGACGAGGGUUCACCUUGCCUGUUCAUCAGUUUGAACAGAGUUUCGGAAUGGAUUCCUGAGGACUACGAUGAGGACAGUGUCCCUGAUGUCAUCAAGGACGUCUAUGAGCCCGGAAACAUUGCGUUCCACUGCAUGGAUUAUAAAAACAAGUAUGAUUACUCCAACAACACCAUCUACCCGUCAGCUGGCAUCCCUUUCAAUUACUACCCGUUCGUCGGGACCACAGAUGAGGACAAGCGUGCCCACUACAUCCAGCCGUACGUCGCUGUCCAGUUUGACCUCAACGUGAUGGACAAGAAGAUCAAAGUCCAAUGUCGGGCAUACGCGGGGAACCUCUCGCCCCUGGGCGGCCUGUUUGACAUCGACUACGUCCCCGACGUUGUUUAUGAGUUCGUCCUGUCCACAAAGAGCAAAGAAGAAUUGUAAAUGAGGUCGUAGUUAGGAAUACAUUUUUUUCCUCUCUCUCCCAAAUGUCAAUACGUAUCUCUUUUUUAAACCUUUUGUCCCGGUUUAUGUAUAUGUUGGUAAGUCAGUGUGAGGAAUGCAUUUGACAACAAGGAUUUCGUGUGAGAUUCAAUUUUCACGAUCAAACGAGAGCUUCAGGUACUUGAUGAUGGAAUUCCAAGGAAAGAGGUCAAUCUAACGAGGCGUAAUUUGCGUGUGAUAUUCGGAACGCGCAAAAGAUAAUUCUCCAGUGUUCCAAUCGAAUGUCUAGCUUACACUAUCAAAAACAUGCACACUGAGAGUGAGGGAUGUUGCACCUCGGCCCGUGUAGCAUUUGGCAUUAAUUCAGUCAACAGUUCAUCACAUGGACCAGUCGUAGUACUAAAGAUUGACCGAUACAGUUUCUGGGUUGAAGACUGCCAAACCUGUUGCCGCAUUCCCGUGCCGCACUACUAUGUUCUUGGAUACCUUUCCUUUUAAAACAUCCUUUCCUUUUAUUCCUUCAUUUUUGUUUUGAAUUUUAAGUUGCACUGAACACUUUCUUUUCUAUAUGAAUUGUCAUGGUGAGUUAGUUUUCUUCUUUUUUUCCCCCUAGUUUUGUUUACUGCAGACUAUCGUACAAAUAGUGAGUGAUGCAUUACUUAGUCUUGUUGCACUAUAAGAAGAUUAGUUGACAAAAUCAUAGCGUCACAGUCACAUGUGGAGCGGACAAACUGCUGCCGUCCCAAAAGUCUUGGCCCUGAUGAACCCCUCUCCUUGAUUCACACAACAAAUCCCUUCAUUUGCAGUCGCUUCCCUGAUGUCACCCAGGGACUAUCGACCUGUUGUAAUAUGACUAUUCAUCCAUAGUAAUAUGACUGUGCAUCCGUUGUAUUAUGACUAUUCAUCCGUUGUAAUAUGACCAUUCAUCCAUAGUAAUAUGACUGUGCAUCCGUUGUAUUAUGACUAUUCACCCAUUGUAAUAUGACUGUUAAUCUGUUGUAAUAUGACUCUUCAUCCAUAGUGAUAUGACUGUGCAUCCGUUGUAUUAUGACUAUUCAUCCGUUGUAAUAUGACUGUUAAUCUGUUGUAAUAUAACUAUUCAUCCCUAGUGGUAUGACUUUGCAUCCGUUGUAUUAUGACUAUUCAUCUGUUGUAAUAUUUGCAGAUGUAGAUAGGCUAUAAAAGUAUUCUGCCCAAAUUGCAUUAUUUGCGCAUACGUGUAUAGUCAUCUACCACGAACUUUCUGCAAUAAAUUAACUCAAUUGUUUUUGUGUGGGUUUUUUCCCCGUCAAAUUCAGCACAAACCACAGCUCAUUGCUCAAGCAGGAAUCUGAUCCAAGUUUUGACUCCUUAACAAAAUUGAUAUUCUAUUUCUGUUUGUGCUUUUCACCCUCAGAAUUCUGCUCGAAUAAAAAUUGUCUGUCUACAUUAUUUCAGUAAUCAAAAUCAGUUGCAAUUAAUGCUCUUAUCACAUUGAAAAUGUUUUCAAAUUAAGAAAAAAAAUCCUUUCAACUCGGUCAGGCCUUUUGCAUGUAUUCUCUUGGACACCAUGUAUGCCAUCGCAUUCCUGUACCUCUGUCAUCAUACCUAGCGUGAUUCCUCACUUAAUAUUAACUACUGCCAUAAAGUGGUACAAACACUUCAGCUAUCAACAGAAAACUUUGAAGUUGUAAUUACAAUAUUUGACCAGUACUUCCUCGUAUUCUUUCCUGUGUAUUCUUCUUUGUGUUAUUAGAGUUGUGGAAAGACGUGUAUUGUCAGAAGAUUUUGAAAACAAAAUUGCUUAGGCUGAGAGUAUUUUGAAGAUGUAAAAUUGUGUAAAAUUUGUGUCAUUAUUAAAGAGUUGACUUUGUGAUUUUUUAUGGGUAAUUUAAUAACGUAGCAUUUUAGAUAGCGAGGUGACUUUAAUGCUUGUUUAGAGGCAGGCAUCGGUGGGUGGAAAUCUGCGGACAGUUGGUCACCGCAUAAAAGAACUGGCGUAGAACCAGCACAAUUAAAUAGCGACUUGUCCCGACAGGUUUGAACAAGGCCAAACCUGUUCCUGGUUGGCUUUUUCUGGCCAGUCGGUCAAUGCCUUGUUACAGUUUGUACUCCAAGUAAGCUGGUUUUGAUUAUGCAGUACUAGUUCAGCAUGCAGUUCCUUGAGAAACCUCCAACCACCCACCUGGCUCACGCCGGUACGUGGUAUUCAUAUGCCCUGACCUCCAAACAGCUUCACAGCAUGAAGAAAUAUGGCUUGAACAAGCUUGGCCCAGUUGGAACAGGCCAGAUCUAGCACUGAUGGGGAUGAGCAACCCCUGCACACCAGUGUAUCCAUGCUGCUUAGUCUGGUUGGAGAUUAACACUCAAAAUGCGGCUAGAACCAGUGUGAUCUAAGUGGAACUGGCUUAAUCUAGUUUGGGUUCCAUGUGCCCAACUGUAUUCACCAGUGAGAUGUUGUAUUCAGAGUACCGGUAACUCUAUUCCUCCCUUUGAUUGCUUACUACUUCUUGGCUUAUGUUUAGCUCUUAGCUUUCUUGUUUUAAAAAUUAGACUGUGACCUGUCACUGUUAAAAGUUGUUUGGAUGCAGUGUUGGACUCGUAAGAACCUGAAAUGUGUCGGCAUUUUUGGAUGCAGUUUAAACCAAACCCUUCUGACAGCAAUGGCUCACAAUUUAGAUAUAACAUUCAGGGAAUAGUAAAAAGUAAUAACGUAAAGGUUUACCGAAUCAUUAUCAAAGUUUCUUGCUCUAGACAUCUGUGAAUGUGUUGUGAUGAUUAUGUAUUUCAUGACGCAGCUUUUCCCCACAACAUGGGAGUAUUCAAUUAAAAAAAGAAGAAAGAUCUGGGAAAGUUGUCCAUACUGUUUCUCUAACGUAAAUAUUUAAAGAAAUGGGUCUAGCAGGCUGUACAAAAAAGCACAUUUUGAAAUCUGAAGUUAUAUCUGUCCCCAGAUCUUUCCAAUUCAUUUUCAACAACGUGAAAUUCCAGACAUAAAUAGGAGUUUGUGACUUGAUUUUUCCAAAAUGUCCAUUUCAACCCACAAACCAGUACUGAGUCAUGGAUCUUAAGGAACCAAUGUACAAUUUGUGUAUUCAGAUUCCAUUUGUAUGGGGAUACUCUGUUGAUUAUCUAGGUUUUAACAAGUUCUAAUUAAGUAGGUAAAGAAUUGUAUACUUGUAAUUAGAUGUUUUUUAAGGAAAAUGGGGACUAAGAUGCAACAAAGGAUGCAACAACUGAGGAUUCCUCAGCCAUCAUGCCACAGAAUAAAAUUCUGCUUUCCUUGUCAUUCUUUAAACAAGCAAGAUUCAGAACUGCACAUCCAAUCUCUCAUAAGCCCGGUGGAUGUACUGUUAAGUCGCAAGCAGAAGUCUGUGGGUUCUCCAAGCUUGCUGGAAUAAUCUAGUGGUGGUCUUUGCGGCCCCGGUCUUUGUCAAGCAGCGACAGUGUCAUAGUCAAGGCCGUCGUAAGUUUCAGUCUUUAGCCGAGUCACAGGCUUUUCAAGUGAACGGGGACAGAAACGGUCCUUUGUCGUUGUUCAUCCUACUACUAAGGACCAGUGUUGUGACUGGCUUUGUAAUGGACUCGACCACAACAGACCACUGGUGGCCCCAAAACCAUAAAAAUAGAUCAUACAAGCUGCAAAUCCUGGUUUGAACGGCUAUGAAACAAGGACAAAUUUGGAUUAAUCGAUCUUGACAUUGUAAUGAUGGAGAAUCUGCAAGAUCAAGCUCCAACAUAUAACUUAUGAAAAGCAAAGUAAAAAAUUCCAUUACAUGUAUUUAGUUCAGUGCCCCCCCCCUUUACAGUACCCUUCAGUUCCUGUAUCUCUCUUAUUGUAUUAUAAACUGCGAAGAAAGUUCUGAACUUUAGAGAGUUCUUUCCCCCUGUUUUUGUAGUCUGUGUGAUAUGUACUGAGGAUUACACUUUGAAGUAUUAAUGGAUGGCUUUGUGCGCCACACAGUUGACUUUGAUGUGCAGGAGAUUUUAAUAAAUAGUGGUUAAUUCCCCCUAACCAU